This is a messenger RNA of Dracunculus medinensis (Guinea worm), 1656 nucleotides long. NCBI's taxonomy places the organism in Eukaryota, Metazoa, Nematoda, Chromadorea, Rhabditida, Dracunculidae. The record is from the annotation of a GenBank genome assembly.
AUGGCUGGGCCAGGGGUAACUUUUAAAUCACCGUCGAAAGUAAUGGUUACAGAACCUACUACAAUGUUAUCUCCAGCUGGGGAUGGAUGGAAGGCUCAGGAAGAAUUUGAAAAGCAGAAACUCGGUCAUAGGAGGAUUGAUCGACAAGGCGAAGUGAGUUAUAAACGAGUGCCUACAAAUGCAUUGAUGGGAGCUAUUCAGUUGGGAAUUGCGAAUUCUAUUGGGUCAUUAGCAUCGAAACCUAAACGAGAUUUGUUGCUACAAGAUUUUGAUGUAAUUGAGACUGUUUCAUUUCCACCAGGAGGAUCACAGAUGACUCCAUCACAUGGUUAUGGUGAUUUUAAAUUUCAAACAUAUGCACCAGUCGCAUUUCGUACUUUUAGAGAUCUUUUUUCUAUUAAAGCAGCAGAUUUCUUGCGUUCAAUAUGUACUGAGCCGUUAAAAGAAUUAGCAAAUGCAGGUGCAUCGGGUUCAAUUUUCUAUGUAUCAUCUGAUGAUCAAUUCAUUAUUAAAACAGUCCAACAUAAAGAAGCUGAAUUUUUGCAAAAAUUAUUGCCUGGCUAUUAUAUGAAUUUCAAUCAAAAUCCUCAUACUCUUCUACCAAAAUUUUUUGGGCUUUUCUGUUAUCAGAGUUUGGGUAAAAAUAUUCGACUUCUUGUGAUGAAUAAUUUAUUGCCUCAAUCGAUAACUAUGCAUGAAAAAUAUGAUGUAAAAGGAUCAACAUAUAAGCGAUUAGCAUCGAAGCAUGAGAGAGCUAAACCUAGUCCGACAUUAAAAGAUUUGGAUUUUGUUUCUGAACAUCCGAAAGGACUCAUAUUAGAAGCUUCUGCUUAUGAUGCUCUUAUGAAAACAAUUAGUCGAGAUUGUCUUGUAUUAGAAAGUUUCAAAAUAAUGGAUUAUAGUCUUCUAGUGGGUAUUCAUAAUAUGGCUCUUUUGGAUGGUAAUAUGGUGGAAGAUGAAGGCGAAGGUGUUGAACCUUCUACUUCGACAGCACACAAAGUGAAAAAAUUGAUUCGUUUAAGGAGCAAAUAUUGGGAUUCUGAUACUCAUUAUCCAGAAGGAGUGUUUCAUGCACGAAACCAAAAAGGCGAUAAAUUAUUGCUUUUUCUUGGCAUCAUUGAUAUCUUGCAAAACUAUAGGUUUCUCAAGAAAUUAGAACACACGUGGAAAAGUGUCUUACAUGAUGGGGAUUCUAUAUCUGUUCACAAUCCAACUUUCUAUGCUCAGCGUUUUUUAUCAUUCUUAAAAAGCCAAGUUUUUCGCACAGCUGUUAGUUCUGCUGAUAUAGCUCACAAAGGAGGCCAUGGCAAAUUCAAAUCGAUCGUCCAUUCUUAUCUCGCUUUACGAAGUCCAUCAAAAAGACGUAUAACUCGGCGAAGUAUAACUGAAAAGGACGAAAAAGAUGAAUUGAUUUCUGCAAUUCAUCAAACACGACCUGAUAUUGUGCCAGUAAGUUCAUCGAGAAUGCAAAUAAGGCGGCCUUAUGGGAGAAUCGAGGAAAAACCGCGAGAAAGAAAAAUUGAACGUUUGUUUGCACCAGAUCCAGAUCCAAAACUGGAAGAACUUCACCCCAUGACCCGAUCAUUCUCUGAGGAGGAAACAGUUGUGGGUGUUUCUGAAGUCAAACUUGCAUUUGGUUCGCAUGAACUUGAUUAA